AUGAUGUUUCUGUGUACGUCACGAUUUGAAAUUGAGGAGGAAGAGCGUACAUUGAUCGAUGAAUAUCUCUCAAACCAAGAAAUUCAGGCUGCAAAUGAAGAGAAGGAAUUACAGACGCAGAUGGAUCUUGAUCCAAUUAGCGAUGAUGAGAAGGAUUAUGCGCUCUCUGCCCAAUAUCAGCCUGCCCCUGAGGUGCCUAGUCAACAUAGGCUAGAUAAACGUCGAAACAGUGUUGCAUCUGAGCAUGAAGACCAGGGAUCUAAUGAGCUGGAGGUCUGA
Aspergillus chevalieri is the source of this 279-nucleotide messenger RNA. RefSeq lists its product as uncharacterized. The record is from RefSeq and is a predicted model, not a curated record. The transcript has a single exon. NCBI's taxonomy places the organism in Eukaryota, Fungi, Ascomycota, Eurotiomycetes, Eurotiales, Aspergillaceae. The coding region runs from base 1 to 279 and encodes 92 amino acids.